This is a messenger RNA of Penicillium angulare, 1074 nucleotides long. RefSeq lists its product as uncharacterized. Bases 1 to 1074 code for a protein of 357 amino acids. NCBI's taxonomy places the organism in Eukaryota, Fungi, Ascomycota, Eurotiomycetes, Eurotiales, Aspergillaceae. The transcript is spliced from 3 exons. The record is from RefSeq and is a predicted model, not a curated record.
AUGUAUCGAAGUUAUCUAUCAUCUGCAGUUCUAUGCGUUCUUGCCGCACGUUUGGCCUCUGGUUCAGACAACGAGUUCCUCCGCGAGAAAGUUGUCAGCAUAUUGCAGGAGAAGCUUACUCAAGACCCAAAAAAUUUCACUCCCAGUAUAUAUGAGUUCACUGGAUCAUAUUACAAUGGUACCACAACCCUUGAAUAUAAUUAUGAGGCCUUGCCGGAGUGUGAGAAUUAUAGCAAAAACGGCACCAUCACUAGUACUUUUCAGAGUAUCUUCUCCGUGGGACCAUCUGUAGAUAAUACCACGAGCAGCAAGAGCCCUGUCAACAUGCUUUGGGUUAUGUGGGACGAGGACUUUGACAUCGCAGACCACUGGCAGGGCUUUUCCGCCGUAAAUGCCACUAUGUGGGGGACCCCUCAAAGCGAACAUGCAGCUCUAAAAUGGCUUCUGCCGUCGUUUUCAGUCAACCAAGAUGAUUGGAUAAUAGCAGACAAACUCCCAGAUGAGAAUUUUCCCCUUUCCAUCAUUGAUACAGAUGGCGACCACUACAAAGUCGAGGGCAAUUUGACCUCUGAGCAGUGGGUCGGGAUAUCUCCAAUUGCUACUGGUCCCUCGAAAAUAGGCUUCUUCAAAGCUCCCGCCUGCAACGGAUCUGAAACCAUUUCAGCUUACGUGGACGUCUCGAUGUUCUUGCAAGUGCAAGAUGUCACCCAUGUUGCGCCACGGGUCGAGUUUGAAUUCGACAGUGAGAGUGCAAACGCCACUUUCAGCUACAAUAAGUUACAGGCCAUUGGAUAUUCCAUGCAGUAUGGAUAUCCUCUUUCUCUGGAUACAGAUGGGAAUACCACCAUUCCAGGCACUCUAAAGUUGGGAAUGUCUGCAUCAAUCGAUCCCUGGCAUUCGGAUAUCUUGAUUGGUGACAAUGAUACACCAUCAUGGAAAGCUACAGUUGGCUACAAUGAAAGCUACUAUGCGUACCCUGUCGAUAAUAAGAGUAGUGCCACUUUACACUCAUCAUCGGGUAUGAUGGCUGCUCUAUGGGUGGCCGUGAUGUCCACGGUCUUUAUGUUGUCUUAA